Messenger RNA from Hyposmocoma kahamanoa, 3969 nucleotides. RefSeq names its product integrin alpha-PS1 (gene mew). Gene Ontology annotation, cellular component: external side of plasma membrane; integrin complex. Gene Ontology annotation, biological process: cell adhesion mediated by integrin; integrin-mediated signaling pathway; cell-cell adhesion. The coding region runs from base 194 to 3565 and encodes 1123 amino acids. Gene Ontology annotation, molecular function: integrin binding. The transcript has 17 exons. Lineage: Eukaryota; Metazoa; Arthropoda; Insecta; Lepidoptera; Cosmopterigidae. The record is from RefSeq and is a predicted model, not a curated record.
CGCAGCAAGAGUAGGACAAGUUUAUAGCCCAAUGUAGAGUCGACUAAAGUUAGCGGGAAUACUCCGUCGUGUGACGGCUAGUGUGCUGGGGGUCCUUUUCAAUGUCGCUCCUCGGUCUAUUUCAAAUCUCGCGAUGUUCCUGACAACGAGACAGUGAAUUGGUGCUUUACGACGAAAAUUACGAAUCCUCACGAUGGGUCCGAAGUGUGUUAGUGUAUUAUUUCUAUUUAUUUUACACAGUGUGACCAGUUUUAACUUGGAACCGAGGAUUCCUGUGUUAAAGUUUGGAGAUGAAGGCUCUUAUUUUGGAUUUUCUGUUGCUGAACAUAUGACUAUUGAAAACAGAACUCGAAAUAUUGUGGACAAAACAAGUUGGUUAUUAGUUGGAGCACCACUGGGGCAGAAUCUGCAACCAAACACCACCAGAUCAGGAGCACUAUGGAAAUGCCCACUUACCUCACCUCUCGAUGACUGCAUUCAAGUCGUCACAGAUGGCAAAAGAACGAAGUACGGCAAGAUAGACAAUAGUGUAGAAUCGAGCAGACUGUCUGCUCCUCAUCAGGAUGAGAUCAAGGACGGCCAGUGGCUGGGAGUAUCCGUUAGGAGCCAGGGAGCUGGGGGAAUUGCUGUUGUAUGUGCUCACAGAUAUAUUCGAAAGUCAGGAGAGUCGCAAUAUGGUCAGGGCAUGUGUUACACGCUGAGUAACAAUCUUGAAAACGCUGAAAUGUGGGAACCUUGUUUAGGCAGAUCAGUGCAAAGAGAACACGAAGAAUUCAGCUUUUGCCAAGUAGGCACGAGCAGUUCACUACUCGAUGAUAGCACUUUAAUUCUGGGCAGCCCUGGACCGUUUACAUGGAAAGGAACAAUCUUCAUCCAUGAUGUGAACGAUAGCUACAUUCAAAGAGACAAUACCGUCUACAACGCACCUCUUGAAGCAGGGAAGAGCCCGGUUGAAAUGUACAGUUAUUUGGGUAUGUCUGUAACUGGUGCACCAUUUUUCGGAGAGAAGCCAUCAUACGCUGCAGGUGCGCCUCGUUCAAGAGGCACAGGCCAAGUGGUCCUCUUCAGCAAACGAUCAGCCAACGAUUACAAUGAUCCCAAUUUCAUGAUAUUGAAGACGAUAUUGGUGCUCAAGGGAGAACAGUUCGGAUCCAGUUUUGGUUAUGAGUUGGCUACUGCCGAUGUCAAUGGUGAUAAGUUACCGGAUCUUUUAGUCGGCGCGCCGUUUCGCUUCGACCGUGACUCUGGCGGAGCAGUGUAUCUGUACUUGAAUAAAGACCAUGAGCUUCCUACGAAAUUCAACCUUAGACUUACCGGCAAGCCAGAAUCUCAAUUCGGAAUAGCCAUCGCCAGCGCCGGAGACUUGAAUAAAGAUGGUUGUGAUGACGUAGCAAUUGGUAGUCCUUAUGAAGACGAUGGUGUUGUCUACAUCCAUAUGGGAGAUAGAAAGAAUGGUCUCCAUAGUAAACCAGAUCAGAUUAUCACCGCGCAGUCCUUACCUUGGGCAAAACGUUUGAUGAAAACCUUUGGGUACUCCUUGUCUGGUAAUAUUGAUUUGGAUGGUAAUGGAUACCCUGAUCUGCUGGUUGGCGCUUAUGAAGCUAGUGCCGUCGCCCUGAUCCGAGCAAGACCAGUAAUCGACAUUAAAACUUCAGUUCGUCCAUCACAUAUCAUCACCAACAUUGAUCCUUCCAAACACGGCUGCGACAGGGACCCAGGGGCCAACUACACCUGUUUCCAUUUGCAAGCUUGCUGUAUCAUCAAAUCUCUUGUAAAAUCCACGCAAAGUAAUACACACAAAAUUAACUACAUCAUAGAAGCUGAGACUUUCCCUGGCGGAAGAAAAUUUUCUAGAGUAUUCUUUGAUAAAGCCAAAACUAGAAUUGUGGAUAGAGCUAUUGAACUUCGAAAGGAUGUCGAAGACUGUAGGGAGCAUAUUGUUUAUUUAAAAAAUAAUACAAGGGAUAUACAGACUCCUAUCAAGUUUCAAUUAACCUACAAGUUAGUCCAUGAGGAGCCUCAAUUCAAAACAAGCGGCCUAUUACCCAACAUUGACGAGUACCCAGUGUUAAAUGCAACAGCAACGAUGACCUUCAGUGCUACGUUCUUGAACGAUUGUGGUGCGGAUGUAGAGUGCGUCAGUGAUUUAGUCGUUACACCUGAAUUGCUGUUGCCCAGGACAAACAACAGCUCCCCGUACUCACUGACGCUAGGACAAGAGGACGAGAUCAAAAUAUCCAUCGCGGUAGACAACUACGGCGAGUCCGCCUACGAGGCUGAGCUGCUCGUCGAACACCCAGCUAAUUUGCAUUACAUCGGUGCUGAUAUUAAGGAUAAACACAUUCUCUGUACAAGUACAAACACAACGAGGGUAUCUUGCACGCUGGAGAAUCCCUUCAAAAAGCAACCAAAAGAUAGUCCGCCAAUCAUAAUGAGAUUCGACGCCAGAGGUUUGGACGAUAGUAAACCUUCCGUGAUAUUCAGCGUUUGGGCCAAUUCCACCUCGAAGGAGGUACAUCCUGGCAAGACUCCUGUGAAACUUGAAGCCCUUGUUAUUAAGAAUGCUGAGUUAUCGAUCAAGGGUGUUGCCCGUCCGGAGCAAGUGUUCUACGGAGGAGAGAUUAAAGGAGAAUCAGCUAUGACAUACUUCGAUGACAUCGGUCCCAGAGUCAUACAUACCUACCAGAUAUUCAACUUUGGUCCAUGGAAGGUGCGGUCGGUGCAAGUAUCAAUCUUAUGGCCGUAUCAAGUGGCUUCAGAUAACGCACAAGGAAAAUGGCUUUUGUACCCUGAGGCGAUACCCACUGUCGAACAAGAACCUGGUGGAAACCAAGGGGAAUGUUAUAUAGAUAAAAGCAAAAUCAACCCUUUGAACUUAACUUUACGACCAGGAGCGCCAGAUAUUAUAUCAGAAAACUUAGAAAUUGAUCCAUUCCAGUUAAUGCGCAAAAAAAAUAUAAGGACUUCCUUAAAAAAGGAGAAUAUUGAAGACAAGAAGAUUGAAUCUGGUGGACUAAACAAAGUUAGAAAAAAACGGGAGACUAUUGUAAAAGCCGAGGCGUAUACUAAUAGUGAUGGAGAGAGAAAAAAUGUCGUCAAUAUGAAUUGUCAAGAGCGAACAGCGAAAUGUCUCCGCAUCCAAUGCGUCAUCUACCAACUAGAACGUAUGCAGGGCUCCAUAAUCACCAUAAAGGCGAGGUUAUGGAACUCUACUCUCGUUGAAGACUACCCUCGAGUUAGCAAUGUCAUCAUCGCCUCUGAUGCUUCUAUUGUUAUUCCUGACCAUUAUAAUAUUCAUCAGACGGAACAUGAAGAUGAUACAGCUAUGGUAAAAACCGUCGCUUAUUCAGACUUGAAGGCAACCGUACCAAUCGGGCCUCCCUAUUGGGUGAUCAUAAUAUCAGUUAUAAUAGGAUUACUACUGCUUAUUCUCCUCAUAUUUGCAUUAUGGAAGUUCGGCUUCUUUAAGAGAAGUCGACCGGACCCCACGCUGUCUGGAAACCUAGAGAAAAACAACCACGAGUCCAGUCCAUUCAUCGAAAGAGAUAGGUAUACCUCUCGAUAGCCGACAACUUACAGUUCUACAAUGAAUGUUACUGUAAACGUUGCGUGAAAUAGUGAACAUUUAAUAUCUCGAAAAUGUGAACUCGUUAAAUACAGUGAACAUGACUUUGAUAAUAGAACACAAAGUGUCGAAAUAAGUGAGUACGACUUUAGAAAUUCGAAAUGAAAAUCACAAAAAACUGAACACGUUAUAAUGAACUGGAACUGAAUUUAGAAAAAAAUAUUUUAGCCUAAGUAACAAUCAAUGUACAUAAUAAAGAUCAUAAGGAAUUGAAUUCACUGUUGGAUUUAGUUAUACGACAUGUGUUUUAGUAUAUAAUUAUAAAAUAUCUUUUGACUGUGAUGUCUUCAUAGAGGAAAAAUGCGUGUAAGUAUGUGAUGUUAAAAAUCAACAUGGUUUUAUUU